Populus euphratica (Euphrates poplar) is the source of this 2012-nucleotide messenger RNA. RefSeq names its product glucan endo-1,3-beta-glucosidase 12-like. Lineage: Eukaryota; Viridiplantae; Streptophyta; Magnoliopsida; Malpighiales; Salicaceae. The transcript is spliced from 2 exons. Gene Ontology annotation, biological process: carbohydrate metabolic process. Gene Ontology annotation, molecular function: hydrolase activity, hydrolyzing O-glycosyl compounds. The record is from RefSeq and is a predicted model, not a curated record. The coding region runs from base 192 to 1574 and encodes 460 amino acids.
ACACUGUUUCCCAGUCCAGGAUUUCCCCAAAUUGUGGCACCAGGAAUAGUUUAUCCAUUUAUUGCUUAGGUAAGACGAGUAAUUCUAGCAAACGCCAUUGUCAUUUUCCUUCAGAGAUAUCGGUACAUAAAUCCUCUAUACAAGCAAAAUUCUCUAACUAGUAGCAGCCCAGCAGCCCCAAUUGAACCAAAAUGGCUCCUGGUUCUGUCCUCGUCCUUCUCUUCCUUGCAAUUCUCAGCCCAUUUCCAAACGUUUCUGCUGUUGGUGUGAACUACGGCACUCUUGGAAACAACUUGCCAUCACCAAAAAAAGUAGCUCAGCUUCUUCAAUCCACACUCAUUGACAAGGUGAAGAUCUAUGACACAAACCCUGAAAUCCUCGGGGCAUUUUCCAACACCGGAAUUGACCUCAUCGUAGCAGUCGAAAACUACCACGUGGCAAACAUCAGCACUGACACAUCAGCUGCCGAUGAAUGGCUCACCAAUCGCGUGAUUCCCUUUAUUCCAGCCACUUCCAUUGUUGCCAUUGCUGUUGGUAAUGAGUAUUUAACAACAGAUCCUGAUCACUUGAAGCCAAAUGCACUUAUCCAGGCCAUGCAAAACUUGCAUGCUGUUUUAGUACAACGCGGACUUGACCGAAAAAUUAAGGUCACAACUCCACAUAGCAUGGCAGUUCUUGCUUCCUCAUUCCCUCCUUCAGCUUCAACUUUUGCCACUACACUCAUGCCUGUUAUGACCUCAAUUGUAGGGUUUCUGGCUGACACGGGUGCCCCUUUUAUGGUCAAUGCUUACCCUUAUUUUGCUUACAGGGACAAUCCUGGUAUGGUUGACCUAGAGUAUGCCUUACUAGGGAAUGCAAGCGGGGUUCGUGACCCUAAAGGAUAUGUGUACAGCAAUAUGUUAGAUGCCCAAGUUGACGCUGUUAGGUCAGCUAUUAUUGCAUUAGGGUUUGGUAAUCGGACAGUUGAGAUGACCAUAUCAGAAUCCGGGUGGCCAUCAAAGGGUGAAUCAAGCGAUGACGCUGCCACACCAGAAAACGCAAAGACUUACAAUACCAGGUUGAUUGAACGUGCACAGUCUAAUAAAGGGACACCAAUGAAUCCUAAAAAGAACAUAGAGAUAUUUGUGUUUGCUUUGUUUAAUGAGAAUAAAAAAGAGGGUGGUGUUAGUGAGAGGAAUUUUGGGAUGUUUAAUGGGGAUGGAUCUAAGGUGUAUGAAGUGGAUUUGAGCUGCCAGUUUUGUAGUAGCAAUGGAGGGACAUUAGGGUUUGGGGAGAAGAUGUCAAGUGGAGUAAGAGGUCCUUCAGUUUGGUGUGUGGCUAAACCUCAUGCUGAUGAGAAGGUGCUUCAAGCUGUGCUGGACUUUUGCUGCGGACCAGGUGGUGUGGAUUGCAGAGAGAUUUAUGAAAGUGGUGAUUGUUUUGCACCAGAUAAGCUUCAUGCACAUGCGUCCUAUGCCAUGAAUGUUUAUUAUCAAAUCCACGGGAGAAACUACUGGAAUUGUGACUUCAAGGGCACUGGACUUGUUACUUUCAGCGAUCCAAGUUAUGGUACAUGCAAAUACUCCCAACAAUGACCGAUGAGCGAGAAAUGGCAGGAGCCUUCAAAAGGUUUUUGGCAGCUCUUCCUGUGAUUAUUAAUGCAUGUAAAAGUAACGUGAGAGACACCUUGCCUCGGUUACUGCAAAGACUUUAAUUAUAGAAUUAAUUCGUUGGUCCCUGGUGGUUUAAUCGAUGGGUUUGUUUGAAUAUUUUGGUGGUUUGUCUGAUAAAAUUAAAGUGUCUUUUCUCUGAAGAGAACAGAGUGAGCGGCAGCAAGCACAUGGUGGCAGGCAGGGUCUGAUGUCUCCAUGUUCUAUGGCUUUUCAUCCUGCUUCGGCCUUUGUGGUCAAAAAAACUGGAAAAGCUCUCUCUCUUUCUUCGGGAAAGAAUCUUUCCUGGUUUCCUCCUUUCGAAAAUUGGGCCCUUCGAGGGCUCUCUUCUCUUGUCUGAACGUGUGCUUUCUUCCAUCGAAA